Molecule: messenger RNA, 1979 nt
Organism: Pelmatolapia mariae (spotted tilapia)
Lineage: Eukaryota; Metazoa; Chordata; Actinopteri; Cichliformes; Cichlidae
Product: 14-3-3 protein epsilon
Exons: 6
Coding region: 147-914 (255 amino acids)
Biological process (GO): regulation of mitotic cell cycle; intracellular protein localization; signal transduction
Cellular component (GO): cytoplasm
Molecular function (GO): phosphoserine residue binding
Source: RefSeq, a predicted model, not a curated record
CGCCAUCUUUACGCCAGUGCUACCGGUGGCUCUUCGGUUCAGCGAAGCGACAGUGCUGUUGCUGAUCCACCACCAGGAAUCGCAGAGCAGCCGAUAAUCCUCCCUUUCCACUGGGACGCCACGAAAAGCCACAGUAUCCGAGCACCAUGGCGGACAGAGAGAACUUAGUAUACCAGGCUAAACUCGCCGAACAAGCGGAGAGAUAUGACGAAAUGGUGGAGUCGAUGAAGAACGUGGCCAGUAUGGACGUGGAGCUGACGGUGGAGGAGAGGAACCUUCUCUCUGUAGCGUACAAGAACGUAAUCGGAGCCAGGAGAGCCUCCUGGAGGAUAAUCAGCAGCCUCGAACAGAAAGAAGAAAACAAAGGAGGCGAAGACAAACUAAAGAUGAUCCGAGAAUACAGGAAAACGGUUGAGAAAGAGCUGAAAUCAAUCUGCAAUGACAUUCUGGAUGUACUGGACAAGCAUCUCAUCUUAGCUGCUACCACAGGAGAAUCUAAGGUUUUCUACUAUAAAAUGAAGGGAGAUUACCACAGGUACCUGGCAGAGUUUGCCACAGGCAACGACAGGAAGGAGGCAGCCGAGAACAGUUUGGUAGCGUACAAAGCUGCGAGCGACAUCGCCAUGAUCGAACUCCCAUCAACGCACCCCAUCCGUCUGGGACUGGCCCUUAACUUUUCUGUUUUCUAUUAUGAAAUCCUCAACUCGCCGGACCGUGCUUGCAGGUUGGCGAAGGAAGCAUUUGACAAUGCCAUUGCAGAACUGGAUACCCUGAGUGAGGAAAGCUAUAAGGACUCUACGCUUAUCAUGCAGUUGCUACGUGACAACUUGACACUAUGGACCUCAGAUGUGCAGGGAGACGGUGAAGAACAGAACAAAGAAGCACUGCAAGAUGCGGAGGACGAGGCCCAGUGAGACCGAACAACACAAGACAAGCUCUCCUCCUCCUCUUCCUCCUCCUCCUCUCUUAACUCCCUCCUCCCAGCACUGUCUCCUGUCCCCAGCCACAGUGUUCAGCUGGGUUUACUCUGCAGCCCACUCCUACUCUACCUUCCCCUCCAUUUCCACCCUCCUGCCCCACCUUUUUCUCCUCGUAUGCACCUCCCUCGUUUUUCCCACCCUGGGGGUUUUCCCUUCGUUUCUUUACCUUUUCUUUUUUUGCACGCCUGUACCCCCUUUAAGGUUCACGUCCUCUUGCACCGUUUUUAUUUUGCUUUAUUUUGCUGUUAUCAUCUGUUGCCAAGUACGCUUGCCUGUAUUUGUAACACACGUGCAAGAGUUUAUUUAAAGACGAUACUUUGCUGUUUUCCGGUGUAUGUGCGCGCGUGUGUUGAUGAUCAGUAUCUUGUCCGUGCUUCGUCAGUUGUCACAUUGAGGAAACACAGCAGUGAUGGGAGGUUUAAAAGGGAUGUGUUAAAGCUUUUUGGAAGAACUAAGUGCCCUCUUUACAUUUUCUUUUUUGUGGUUACUAAACCUGCUUCUUCAACACAUGUUCAUUUUCUUUGUUUCUUUCUUUUUUUGUUAAAUUACGAAACAUCCCCCACCUCCGAGCAUCGCUCUGACCUCUCUCCUUGUCCACUCUUUGGACCAAGUUUUGUGCUGCGAGGCUGUAGCGCUUUUGCUAAUGGCAGAUAGUUAGGUAAUGGCUUUUUAACAGACAAAAUGUGCAUCAGUGUGAGCGUGGGAGGGGAUUGCUCAACACUCUUUGAUUGUAACGUAAUGCAGUUUUGCAUUGGCACUAUAUAAAAACAGUUUGGGAAAUAGAGGCCUGCUGUAUCUUUACUCCCCUGACUCUUUCAGGUUUUCUUCUGUACCUUCCCUCUCCUCAUCAUCCUCCUCUUCUUCCUACUCCUUCUGUUCAGUAUGUGUAAAGUGAAUCUGAUUUGUACUACUGGAUAUUCUCACCGGAGCCACAAGUACCAUCUGUAUUCUUACUGAAACACAGCAUGGAAUUAACAUUAAACUUCAAAUUGAAAAUCA